UAUUUUUACAGAAACUCAUCCAGAAUUAGUUACUUUAAAUACUAAUAUUUUAGAAUUACAAAAAGAAAAUAAUAAUAAUGAUAAUAUUUUAAUUAGUGAACUAUUUUAUAAUAUUGAUAAUAAUGUUGUUUCUGAAAUACAAAUUAACUAUUUUUAUAAAAUAUUUAAUCAAAAAUCUGAGUUUUUUGUUGAAAAUUUUGAUAAAAAACAAAAAGAACUUAUAGAACAAGAUAUUAAUACUUUUUGUCUUAGAUUUGAUUCAUUCAAAUAUUGCUCAACUUUAGAAUAUACAAAAAAAAUUAUAGAUCGUGAAGUUGCUAUAAAAAAAUGGAAAAAUAUUCAAAUAUUAUCAAAAAAUGAAAAAAAUAUAUUAUUAUUAGGCAUACUUAAUGCUUUUGUUAGAAAAGAAAAUAUUACUGAACAUGGAACAAAAAAAAAAUAUUUAACUAAUGAAUAUUUUUUUAAUGAAGAUCAUAUUGUUCAGAAGCAUUUUUAUUAA
Molecule: messenger RNA, 499 nt
Organism: Scutellospora calospora
Lineage: Eukaryota; Fungi; Glomeromycota; Glomeromycetes; Diversisporales; Gigasporaceae
Source: the annotation of a GenBank genome assembly